Anoplophora glabripennis (Asian longhorned beetle) is the source of this 1690-nucleotide messenger RNA. RefSeq names its product zinc finger protein OZF-like. Lineage: Eukaryota; Metazoa; Arthropoda; Insecta; Coleoptera; Cerambycidae. Gene Ontology annotation, molecular function: DNA-binding transcription factor activity, RNA polymerase II-specific; RNA polymerase II transcription regulatory region sequence-specific DNA binding; zinc ion binding. The coding region runs from base 209 to 1552 and encodes 447 amino acids. The transcript has 3 exons. Gene Ontology annotation, cellular component: nucleus. Gene Ontology annotation, biological process: regulation of transcription by RNA polymerase II. The record is from RefSeq and is a predicted model, not a curated record.
UGUCCCCUUUAUUUAUUAGUCUGAGGGCUACAGCCCCCGUGCCCCCCACCCCCUUAAGCCGGCCCUUAGUACAGGCUACAGGGAUAUCCAUAGAAUAUCGUAAUAGAAGGAUAAUUGAAAAGUAGAGAUUUUUUCCUCUACAGAUUGACAGUACCGACAAUUUUUGUGAAAAAUAUUUUUUAGGUUAUGUUUUUAUAGGAAUUUAAAAAUGGAAAGUAAUUGUAAUAUAAAUGCUCAUAAUAUUUGUAGAAUUUGUUUAAAUAAAGAUUUGGCAAUGAAGUCUCUACUUGAGGAGAAUUUUAUAACCAUUUUUCAAGAAGUUACUACUUUGGAGUAUAUCGAAAAUGAUCGUAUGCCUAAAUCAAUAUGUUGUUACUGUGUGGAUAGUUUAAAACAUUUUAUUUCAUUCAGAUUACAAGCUAUAGAGAACGAUAAUUUGUUACGCAGAGUUAUAUCGGCACAAAACCCUAGUUAUUACAAAGAUGAAAGUAACGUUUAUUUGGAUGAUAUUUGUAUCAGUAAUGAAACUGAUGAAUACAAAAAUAAGUGUCAAGUUAUAGAGAAAAGUGCAACCAUAGUUCAAAAUGAAAGCCAUGCCAGAAACAAAUUUGAAUGUACUGUAUGUAACAAACAAGUUAAAACGAUCCAUUCUUUGCGAAGGCAUAUGAAAAUUCACUCUGGUAUUAAACCUUACAGUUGUACCUUAUGUGGAAAGAAGUUUUUAGAACAAGGCAAUCUAACAAAACACCUAAGAAAUCACAGCAAAGACAAGAAACAUCAGUGUAACGAAUGUGGUCUGCGAUUCUAUGAAAGAAAUAAAUUAAUGAUACACCUUAGGACUCAUACAGGGGAAAAACCAUUUACUUGCAAAAUAUGCAAUAGGGCGUUUGCUACACAUGCUCAGGUUCAAAUACACAUGAAGACACACACUGGAGAAAGACCGUACACUUGUGAUAUUUGCCAAAAAACAUUCCCAUACAGUGGCUCUUUAGACACUCAUAAAAAAAUCCACACCAACGAGCGUGCUUACAUUUGCAACGAUUGUGGAAGGUCAUUUACUCAGAAAGUCAAUUUAAUAGGACAUAUUAGAAGUAAACACACAAAUGAGUGUCCUUUCAUGUGCAGUGAGUGUGGACAGUCUUACCCAACUCGAGAACAAUUAAAAAAUCACUCUAGGCAUCACACCGGUCAAAAGAAACCACUUAUCCAUACUUGCAAAAUAUGCGGAAAAGCAUUUGCCUCGACGGGAGAAGUGAAAAUUCAUACUCGAAUUCAUACUGAUGAGAGACCUUAUCAGUGUGAUUUCUGUGGAAAAAAAUUUAGAGCAUCGUCACAUAUGACAUCACACAGGAGAAUACAUACUGGAGAGAAAAAUCACAAUUGUAGUUUUUGUGGCAAAGCAUUUAGGGAAUCUUCGACAUUGAAAAUUCACGUUAGGAUACAUACCGGGGAACGCCCCUACAAUUGUACAGUAUGUGGAAUGAAAUUUACUCAAAGCAAUACUCUCAGCGCGCAUAUGAAGACGCACGGACAUAUUCAAGAAAUUAAGUAGUAAUACUUAUCAUAAGAAAUAAGGAAAUAGAUAAUUUCUAAAAGCAUUAUAGAUUUUUAUUAAAUGAAUUCAAAGUAUUUGUGAAUCAUAUUUUGUUCUUGUUUCAAUCAAAGACCUAUAAUUAGCUGGGUGGAAUUU